AUGCAGUCCAAGCUUCAGGAGGCGCGUCAUAUGAAUAAAGCGCCGCAAUUGCUGUUUUUCUCACUUUAUUGGACUUCGGGGACUUUACGGCGGAGUACUCGGAGGGACGUCGAAAGGCGUCUGGGAGAAGACGACCCAACUGCAGAUGGCAGAUGGCUACAGCCGGCUAGACGACUUACUCUACAAAGACGGCAGAGUAUGUCGGGCAAAGAAAGGCGUCUCGCGGUCCUUCAUGACACCAGAGUUGGAUUAAACUUUGGAGUUGAUCAAACUCUGGCUCACCUGGAACGGCAUUCUUAUUGGCCCAGGAUAGAAGCAGAUGUCCAACGGUGA
Ilex paraguariensis (yerba mate) is the source of this 333-nucleotide messenger RNA. NCBI's taxonomy places the organism in Eukaryota, Viridiplantae, Streptophyta, Magnoliopsida, Aquifoliales, Aquifoliaceae. The record is from the annotation of a GenBank genome assembly.